Messenger RNA from Thlaspi arvense, 387 nucleotides. NCBI's taxonomy places the organism in Eukaryota, Viridiplantae, Streptophyta, Magnoliopsida, Brassicales, Brassicaceae. The record is from the annotation of a GenBank genome assembly.
AUGAUCGGGUGUUUCAAAGACCCAACAUAUGUUUUGAUGAGGGUUUUGCUGUGUAAGAUCCAGUGCCCUUCUUUCAUCUGCUUCUGCAAGCCUUCUCCUCACAUCUACGCAUCAGAAGAUUGUGCUGCUGUAGUGGGAAAGGAAGAAGAUUGUGGCGUAGAGGAGAAAAAGGAAGAAGAGGAAGGUCAAAGCCAUGGGGAAAUUCUGAGAAGCAGUCUCAAAAGGGCGGUUUCAGAUUCAGAAGAAGGUGGGAGAAAGGAGAAGAAGAAAGUACAGUGGGUUGAUUUGAUGGGGAAAGAACUUGCUGAGAUCCGUGAAUUCGAGUCUAGCGAAGAAGACGAUAUCAGAUAUGAUGGCGAUAAAAGCUGCGUUUGCGUGAUUCUGUGA